CGACAGCGUUGAACUAGACAUGCAAAUUAAACAAAAUGUUAAAUAUGACUUUGAUCGGCGAUUACAUUGUGCGGCAAAAUGCAGGCACUUCCUUAUCUUCAGCUCAGAGAAACUGAGAGCCCUGUUUCUCCAGAAAAGAAGAACUAUAGGUUAAGUUUGCACGAAGCUUUGCCGAAAACAGCACAGAGUAGCGACGAGCAAACAAGAAGUGGGAAAAAUGUCAACAGAUCGGUGAGUGAGUGAAGUGUUUGUCAACAGCACGAUAGCGAAUAAAAGUAAUUAGCAACAAUUUAGCAUGGAUCUUUGAUUGACUGGUAAUGAAUUAUAUUGCAUUUCCAACAGGUUCUUGAUCUAUUUAAAUCGUAGUUGAAGCUUUAUGUUGGCGUUUUGCUAGUCAACAUACAUUGUAUGCGCGCAAUUUUCUUGUGAAUUUGUUGUCUGUGUCGGGAUUGGUGUCGGUUCAGUCGGUUUGAGGUGCGUACUGCUAGCCAACCAGUCUUAGGUUUAGACAACUGCGAAGUUCUUUUUGAAUUUAGAACCCUAUAUAUAGAUGUCUAUAUUAUAGGACAGUCUUUUUUGAAGUUCCUUAUUCUGUGUUUCUGGAGAUUGAUUAGGAUAUUAUAGACAUCAUAUUACAAAAAGCGCAUACAAAUGUAUUUAUUUAUAUUAUCUUAUUAUCAGUUCCAUUUCUGCAAUAUUAUUUUCAUUUGUAAAUGCCACAAGAAGUCAUUACUCAAACCAAUAGUUCUGUUAUACAGUUGACUCUCUCUUAACAGGCACCCCUAUAAGACAGACACCUCAGUAAAAUUGACAUCUAGAGUUAGUCCCCGCCUUUCUUUACUCCCUUUAUUUGACUCUCUAUAAGACAGACAUCCUUAGUGCAAUUCAUGGCAAUUCCCAAAUUAAAGGUGUCUGUCUUUAUUUUGAUAUUACAAGCUGAUACAUGUGUGCAACGUCUAGUCUUUUUUUUACAUGUACUUAAGUUAUUAUUUGUCUGGUACAUAUCAAUAUUCCUGUAUCUGCUAAUUAUAAAAAUAAUUUGGUAAAGAUUCAUACGUUUCAUCGCAAAAGUUAAUUAGUAUUUCCAACAGAUAAUCAUCCUCAUAUAUUUUUAGAUGACUUAUAAUAGACAUUUGGUGGCUAUUUUAAAACAUGGGAAUGUUAGCAUGACAACCUCAUAACAUUUACGUAGAACACCUACCUGAUCCACCAGCAGGAUUCUUAUGAAUAAAUAGCUGAGAUUUUUCUUUACAAAAGAAUAUAUUUUAUCCCCACUUGAUCACAACUUUGUUAGUAAAACACUGUGUUAAAAAUUCUCUUUACUGAAGAUUUCUAGAAAAUUCUUGUAAUAGUUUUUGUUACUAAGAAAAGUAAAAAUUGCAUCAUACGAUUAGUGUAUGAGAAAACAUGCAAAAAGUAAUUUACCAACUCAAUUAUAAGGCAACAAAUUUCUAGAAAUGAUGAUUGAAAUUUUAAGUCCCUUUCUUAAUUACCGGUACAUGAAAGCCUGAUGUUUAGCAUUAUGUGAAAGGACUAGCUUCUAGAGAGAUGAUCACACCCCAGGGUAACUUAACUAUUUACUGUUUGAGUCCCUGAUGGUUUAGAUUAAGUGUGAUAGCCCGCAAGAGUAGAUGCCUUUUCUUGGUUCACAACCACUGAAACACAGCUGGGAAGGGUGUUGCAUGCUAAUGAAUUAAAGAGACUGCCAUUCCCAUUGAGAGGGGGGCAGUUCAGGGAUGCUUCUCAGAAAAUUGGAUAUUAUUAAACCCUCAAAUAACACCAAUCUGGGCAUGGCUAAUCAAGUUUUAUUUGACCCAUUCUAAAAACAGACAGUGAAAUAAGAGCUAUUUAAAGUAAUUUUAAUUAUCAUUAAGAUUUUGCUAUUGAAGGCUUUUUUACUCCCAUAAAUACUAAUAAUCCCCAUCCCUUCUCUCCUUGCCUAAUUUGCAGUCUCAUAAGGACUUUACCCACCAUUAUUCAGCUUAACCUACAAUCAAGCCUUUGGUGAUAGUAAGUUGUGUGAGGUUUAAUGUCUGAAUGAACACCAAAUUUACUUCAUAAAGGGUUGUCCCGGUGAUAGAUUUGAAAUGCUAUCAGCACCAAUGAAGAGGUUCAAGCUGAGUGACAGUUGAUGAAAUUGAUGAAAUAUAUUAUUUUAUUUAAAUUAUGUUAAUAAGUUGUCAACAUUAAAUUCUGCAUCUGAUUCAACCUCAAAAUUUUUCAAUUACAUUUAACUUCAUUUGAUUUUACUCUAAUGCCUUUUGUUUUUUCUUUCUUAGGUAUAUUCACGUGACAAUACUUUUCAGUUUGAAGAACACAGCAGCAUCUAUUUUGGAGAUAAUCAAACCUCACAAUUUCGUACUCCUCUACCCACACCAUCUCCAAGCAAAGUUCUAAAACCAUCUCUAAGAACCCAGAAUCAAUCCUGUCUUCCUGUAUGGGUUGAGCCCCUGGGAGUUUGGUUGACAAACAGAAAGGUAGGAGCUAGCCUGCACCAUAGAUGUAACAGGGUCUAGAAGGGAUGGGGGCCCUAAUCCAACAUUCCUGCUCCUUUUCCAGGAUAAUCCUGCAUUCCGCACUUUUUUCAUCACUUUCCCAAAUCCCGUUUUUUGUUUCCAAAAUUUUUAAGUUAAAAAAGACUAAUUGCUGCAAAAGCCAAUAAAUGUAAGAAGCAGAUUGGUCCCUUCAAUUGAUAUUCUGAAUUUAUGCGUGUUUUAAGGCCAUUUGCAGAAGUGAUAUAGCCUCUCAUAUCUUAGUAUGACAAAGUGGAAGGAAAAGAGCACAAGAAAUGAAGAGGGAGACAAGAUAGGACAAGGGACACCACCGAACUUGAUUCACAGUUGCCACUAAAAUAUACGAUUUCUCGAAUUCCUGACUGACAGGCAAAAAAAUUUCCCGCAUACUGUGCCCAAAUUUUUGUGAAUCCUGCUUUUCGGGUAGCAGUCAGAUCCCAUUUCCCAUUAAGAUAUUUUGUGUUUUCCCGAAUCCCGCAGACUAUUUUAGUCAAAUCCCGGAUCCCAAAAAAUACCCUUCCACACCCUGAUGUGACGUAACCCAGUGAGUAACGUCUGUAAAACUAGCACCAAUAUCUUUGUUCUGGCCCCGCUACGGACUCAACAAAUUACCAGAAGUACAUUUCAAAUUUUUCUUCAACCUGAUUAGAAAAUCAACAAUGGCUAUUUUAUUAGGCCAAUCAUGGCUCGUACUCAAAUCCUGGUACUUAGGUGGGGGGCCAGAACAGGGAUUUUAAUUUUUGGUGCUGUUUUGCAGAGGAACUUAACCCAGCAAUUAAGUUUCAUCUGUGGGGCAUGUUAGGUAGGAGCAUAAUUAUUAUGGAAAAGAUGGGUAGAGCUGUAAUACUGUUAUGACCAACUGAGGGGGACAUUGGGGGCUAAAGUAUUGCGUUACCAAGCUUUUUUUCAUGCUUUUUUUAAACGCUGAACUGUAAGCUAUAUUUUACACAUUUUAUCUGCUAUUAUAUUAGUGAAAGAAGAUGUUUUGUUCAAGUCAUUACCUCAUGUUUGCACUGUACAUUCAACUUAGGGCAAAAAUGCUUAAAAUAUGUUUCUCACCUAAACAGUUAUCAGAAAUUAAAGAGAAAGGUUUCAUAUGCCAAUAACUAAUUCUUUCUUUUUAUGUGGAGCGUAUAUGUAGUACCCAGUAAAACCUGAUCUAUAAAUGUAAUGUAAUUUCUACUUGCAGAAGUGUAACAACUAUGAGACCUUCACAAGAAAUGUUGGGCUUCUACGUCGUACUAGCGACAUGUUCUUGGUAAUGAAAUUUUAUCCUCGGGUUCAGAAUUUAUUUUCCUUUGUUUCAAACUCAGGUCAUUAUUUCUGUAUCCGAAAACUAAAUUUACGUGUAGAUGUAAAUAGAACUUGAAACAGGAUCUGAAGGACUUUAACUGAACCACGACAUCUACAAACACGAAAAAGACUAGAAAAUAAUGCAUAUAUAAGUCGAUUUUAUAUUGGUACUCAUUUUCUGUACUUGUAAUGUUAGCUUAAUGUUACAUUGAGUGGAACAUGGUGCGAACAAUAUCUGUAAUGUGUCCUUCUCUUCAUGAAAGCUUCGUUCCUCAGACCAACAAAGAUAAUCCUUUGUAUAGUCCCCAUAUGUCCUUCCGAGAACUGUUUCCUUUAUGUGUAAUAGUAAUAAUUUGCGUUUUCCAUGCCUUUUUUUUUUUUUGAAAAAGGACCCCUGUCCGCACGUUCCAAGAUGUUCCCAUGAACGGACAUUAUCAGCCCUUCGACGCCAAAAGCAAAGGUUCAAAAGCGAAGAGGAGUUGAAGAAGCAGGAGGUUUGUGUCUUGUUAAUUUAUAUAAAGCUGGAGCCAAAGUAUUUUAACUAACAAAAUCAAAGAAAACCAACGCAGUAAAGGAAGCAUGUGUUUUUAAUACUUAUUGCCAAACGUGAAAAAUUUGCGCGCGAAAAUGAACGAAAUUUUAGACAGCGAGAAAGUUCUCGUAGUGAAUGCCGGUAACAAGAAGUGAAAAAAGGACUUUUUUGAAAGUCUACAGUUAUAGUAACUUGUAGUAAUGUCUUUGGAAGCAACUACGCGUUUUACAUCUAAGGUUGCGUUUAAUGCUCAGCCCCGUGGUAAUUUAGUAGAAAGAAGAGUACAGUAUAUGAAUAAAUGGUUAAGUUUUUAAAACACCGCAGAGCGGGAACACAAUUCUUACAACCAAACAGGGUUGUUUUCAUUUUAACCAGUGCUGGAAGUAAGGAAAGGAAAGGGCAAUAUAAUGAAUAAUCAGAGUAGAUGUAACUAACGUUUAAGCGAUUUUCCAGCAAUUGCCAAGAAUGAAGACAGAUUAUUUUUUCUUAAUUUCAGCGUCACUUUCGAAUUAUAGAAAAAGUUCAGCAGAUUCGUGAUGUUUGGGAACAGUGGACAGAAAAAGCGAAGGCAGCUGGGCAGGAACAUGAAAUUAGGUUAAACAGCUUUAGGAGAAGUAGAGGUAAUUUUGGAAUUGUUAUUGGGCUUAAUCGCGAUCAAGGAACUCUUGAUUUCUUUGAAGCUGGCAUUGUUUUGUUACACUGGGUACAGGUGCAGGGACCGGCGCAAAAAAGGGGAGGGGAGGACGAGAAAAGCGAGAAAGGGAAAAAGGGAGAGGGUCCAUUUGGACUGUUUGAAUUAUGAAGCGAGCUGGGUCGGUCCUCGCCCUAUUUUCUCAUAGCCUCAUAGCGGUUUUGUUUUGUUUAUACGAGAAGGCGGGCAAGAAGGCCAAAACGCCUUCUCAUAUAAACACAGAGAAACAUUUAUGAGGAAAUAAGGUGCGAUUCGAGCCAGCACGCGGUCAAGCAGGCCACUGCCCGUUUUGGCCGCCUCAUCUAGACAGGCCCUCGAGAUUCAGUUUACAGUGGAACCUCGAUAUAACGAACCUCUAUAUAGCGAAGUCCUCGGUAUAACGAACGAUUUUCUUUACCCCAGUAAUAGUAAAACAUAUGGAAAAGUACCUCGAUAUAACGAAACCUUGUUGUAGCGAACAAAUUUUGCCGGUACCUUGGCACUUCGUUAUUUCGCGGUUCUGAACCACUGUAUAUAGAUUAGUGGCUCAGAAAAGGGCGACUUGAUAUAUAUAGAGCACUGGACGCUCCGGCACAGGCCACAGUUAGAUCACUCGUUUGAAUUGGAUGUUAGUCUGUAGCAGAUCCAAGCAUGAGUAAAUUGCAAGCAUCCGGCCGGAUAACGACAGAUGGCAUGGAGUUUACCUAGACCCUGCACGGCGUUUUUCCCUUUUACUCUAGGUCAACUCACUUCGGUGACGUAUCCGAGGCGAACGGGCGGGAAACGCCUAGACAAAAACAGAAUGCGCGUGCGUGCGUUGCUUUUUGAAAUUCACAUCUUCGCUUGGCCUACGUGAAACGCUUUGGCCGCGAGGAAAAAUGAGGCCUAGGGACUAGGCAAGCAGGGAGCAAUAUUUCAGGGACUUUAUUUUGGAGACUUUAGGUGUUAUUUGAAUAAGAGUUAACUUUAAGCAAGUAAAGUGAACCUCUUUUUCCCUUCCUUUGUGUAAACAGAUGGUUACUCUGAUCCAGAUGAAAUGAUAAAAAAGAAAAGGGAGGAAAGAAUCGAACGUGAAAGAUUGCUCCGCUUUGAAAGCGAGAAAAGAAGAGAGGAGAUUUUACGAAAGAAACGUUUUAGACUUCCUAAAAUAAUUGUCACGUACUACGAGGUUCAGACACGUCCACAAUCUCAAUGCUCAGAUGUGGAGAGAAGGCUGCCACAUUUAGUAAACAUUCCAGGUGGCUCUCAACGCGGUAAACAAAAUGAAGAUAGCGAUAGUGAUUCUCAAGGAAGUAGAGGAGAUAGACUUGAAAUUCCUGAAAGGCUUUCCCCUCAAGAAUUAUCCCUCAAAGAGAUGAUGUUGCUAGAAGGAGGUGAGGAAAGCGAGACGUUGUUUCUUAAAAACGAGACUGAAACACAGGCUCUUAAUGGUUACAUUUCUAAAGAGUACGAUGUUGUCGGCGCUGAUAUAAACGUUACCUUGCAAGAUAAUGAAGGAAAUGAUUUAGAAGGUAAGGCUUUAAAAGGGUCAAAUCAAAAUGGCUCAUUAGAGGAGGAACAUUUAGAACUAGAUAAAAAUGAAUUUGUCGCAGAAGAAGAUCUUGUGCAUGUGGCGCCGACUGAACCAACUAAAAGUGUAAACAACGAACUCACGCAAAAGUCUCAAAUGGUUAAUAAUACGAUGGAUGAGCCGAGCACGUUAGCUUCCGAACAGAGUGAGACACUUCAGAAACAUUUGGAUGAGCAAAGCAAUGCUGACAUCACGAAAGACUCAGAGAACUUUGAAGGUAAAGGAUUGGAAGACAAAGUUGACGGGAAAGAAAAUAAAGAAAGAAGGAGAGAGAAGGAGAGAGAGGAAAAUGUGGAAGAGAAAGAAAAUGAAGGAAAAGUGGAAGAAAAAGAAAGCAAAUUGAAAGCUGAGCAGGAAAAAGAAAGGACUAACAACGAACAGGAGAAACAAAUGAACUAUCUUGUACCUCCAGUGGCUGGUGAAUACGGGUCUGAUACCAACUCCAUAGGAGAUGCAGAUUACACAGGUAUAAUGAUUUCUAAAUUAAAGACUCCAGGCUUUUGUGGUUCAGUCAGAAUUAUAGUCAUUAUCACCUUUGUUUGAAGCAAAUCAGGAAGCAAAUAAGGAACCGCGGGCUCCAUGAUAUUUCUUCAGUAUAUUAUAAGUUCUGCCUCAAGUUGUGAAGAUGCAUGACAGAAAAGGUGCCCCUUUCGCAUACUUUCCAUUGAAAAAUGGCACCCCCUUUUACAUACUUUGUUUAGAACUUUGCAUCCUGCUGUAAAUACACUCCCUUUAAGAUAUGAAUAAACCCUAAACCACUUUCCCUGUCAAAACCCUAUGAUUAGAACUUCUCGCAAACAAACACCUCUCAGAAAAGACCGCGACCACUUUUUAUGUUGACGGUUUUAUAAUUUUCCAUCCUUUUUUAACCUCGCGCAAGCGACCGCUUUUGUAGCCUUAAGAGUUUUUCUUCUUGCACAGAAACCCUAAUAAAAUCCGGCACGAAACCCAACACAAAUGACGAGAACCUGCUUGCGUGCUGCCUCCUUAGUGGCUCUAGGUUGGUGUUCUUGCUUUUUUAACGACAACGUAUUGCUUGAAUUCACAGCUUCAUUUAUGUCCGCGUUUGUCCCGGUGGCAUUGGGCGUUGGCAAUGGUGUUAUACCCAAUAAUGCAAUGCGAGCGUCAUCUGUGCUAGAUCGUUACCACGUCCCUAGCCAGGCGCGGCUGAAUAACACCAGACAGGGGAAGAACGCCGGCGCCUGGAAACCAAAAGUCAGUGACAAGAAACAAUAUUUAGAGGUCGAUCUGGGAGCUCUAACAAAAGUUACUCAGGUUUGUGUUAUAAUUUAUCUGGUGUUUCUAAUCUGACUUGUAUGGAUCAUAUGAUUAAUUUUCUGUUGUUCUUUUUAAUCCAUUAGAAACUCAUCAUGUGAAUCCCUACUAGCCGUAAUUAAUUAGUGUAAAAUAAUUUCUAUGGGAAACGGAUUAUUGUUGAGAUUAUUGUUGUUUAUUGUUGAAUAAAGAUCUAAGGGACUUAGAAUCCAUACUGCCGUCUUGUUCCUCUGUAUUAAAAUUUCGUCCGAAAACUUUAGAAAUAAUAGUUUCCGAGUUCAUUUUGUCUCUAAAAGUCUGCAGGACCCGUUCCUUUGCAGCACGCUUUCUUUAUUGGCGUGUCACACUUUUAUUUGUAUGCAUGCACACUUUUGGUUCUGUUAUAAAUAACAGUAUUUCCCUCCUCACUCUCGUAAAAAACCGCGGCGUUCAUUUCUACAUCACCUUUACUUAUUGCAGUGUUGUUAUCUCGAGACAUCCUCAUCGUCAUAUAAAUUUUAGUGCGCGUUUCUUAUUACCUGGCAACGAAAUAAAGAAAGCAGAAGUUAAUAGCCCACGUUUGAUAUAUUAAAAUUCUUACACUACUACAUGAGAAAUUUCUGCAAUUUGAUUGGCUUGGAGCAGUGGUAUUUCAGCUUAAUUUGAAAUACCUACUUGUUAAAAUUACAAACCUUUUGCGGAUAGCAGUAUAAGCAAAUAAUUGCAUGAUUUGUAUGUGAUAUUUGGCAUAAAUACCACUCGUGAUAUUUCAAAAUUGUCUCAAAUUUCACUCGCCUAACGGCUCGUGAAAUUACGUUUAACAAGUUUGAAAUAUCACUCGUGGUAUUUAUGCCAAAUAUCACUACAAAUCAUGCUAUUACCUAUACCAACAUGACUCCGAGGCUUUAGCGACAAAAUUGCAAAUUUUUCACGACCCCAUUGUCCCGCAAUUCCUAGAAGAGUUUUAAGCAAAAGGAAAACCAAACCAAAUAGAGGAAAAUGACUAUAAAGCCUCGGAGUCAUGUUAGAAUUUCUAACAUAUCGAACGUGGGCUAUUAGCUAAGUCCUACAAUAACGGGAAACUGGUACGAUUUAUGACCGCAAAGGCUCUAGGGAUUGUUUGGAGGUACAGCAAAAAAAAAAAGACGGACUGCGCCAAGCGACCUGUUAAAAACGUUCUAAAGGUUAUUCUGACUGAAGGAGACAUACCUGGUGCACCGGUGUCUUUAGGAAUAGUACAAUAGUGAAGAUUACUAACAUUUCUGAAACUAUUAUUGCAGUUUGGAACACAGCACUUCGCCAUGUUUGUUGGCCUCCAUACUGUCCCCCCAAACGAUCCCAGGGAUCCUUGUGCCGCGUACCGUACCCUCUUUUUCACUCGUUUAUAACAUGGUGAAUUGUAUUUGCUUGUCACUUCAUAGGUGUCCACCCAGGGUUACCCAACCCCUAGUAAGGUCAAAGUACAUAAGAAAGACAGGUGCUGGGUGGAGUCGUACACGCUGGCUUUCAGUACAGAUGGCUCACAAUGGGAACCUUACACUGAAAAUGGCGUUGUUAAGGUAACUCACGUGAUCAUUGAUUAUUAGGACUGAUUAACAGUUUUAUAUACCUAAUUCAAUAAAGGUUGCUUUGGCAAUUAGACAUUGGCAACUAGUCAUUGACCAUUUGGGCAUAUGGAACUCACUGCUUGAGUGACCGCCAAACAAAAGCUUUCUUGUUCUCAAUUGCUCAAUGCCCAAAGCAACCUUCAUGGAAUCAGCCAUAUAAUGCUCAAUUGCGCUUUGCAAAAGUUCCAAAAACUGUAAGAAACAAAAAUUUUUUGACUGUAUAAAUACAAGAAAUACAACUGAUUGUGAAAAAGCUUACUUUGGUAAGGGUUAAUACUAGAACAAGGUAGAUUGGUUUAUUUCUUAUUUCCAAAUUAGUGCUAGUUCUUCCUGCUAUAAAAUUACGAAACAGGCCAUUCGGUAUUGUUCUGUAAACAAGUACGAGUUAACUUCUAUUAAGUUUGAAAGACGGCGCACAUCCGUGUGAUUUUGGCCGAUAAAUACGGUUGUUUGUCAGUUAUAAUCAUGCCUAACCCUUCUUUGAUUUAAAGGUGUUUAAAAAUACAUGUUUUGUUCUUAUUUGCAGUGUUUGGUUCAUAAACUGUAACUCUAAACACCAGUAAAACGCAACAAUAAAAAUAAUGGCAAGUAUUCAAGAACCAGAUAAAUCAUAGUGGUAACCAAGAGCCAUCCUAUUAUGGCUCUUGUUGUAACAAAUAAAUAUAAAUUAAAUUAAAAUGAGUUUUAAGCGGUGUUUUAAUAUUAAAAUGGCUUUUUUUUUUCAAAAUUUUUCGUCUUUUAUUAUUCAAGGAUUAAAUUCAAGUAAAUGAUAAACAAAGAUUUAACAACUAAGUAAGUGGAUGUUUUAAUUGUUUUCUGAGCUCGAGCUCCAACAAGUUUAUAUUUUGACUUGCCUCCGGUUUUGGUUCAUUUCCGGUUUUGGUUCAUUUCUGAGUUCCCUUAGCCUCUUUUUCAGAACAUGAAUAAAUGCAAGUUUUUGAUUUGAAACUGAUUUUCUAUUAUCAUUCCAUUUUUUCAGUUAAGUUUUUGCCUUAAGCCUCAUUUUGAAAGUGAAGGCUUUUAAAAUUCGGGAACGAUCUAUAGAUGAAGCUUAGAAAUUGAAAUUCCGUUUUCAUUCCGUUUUCGUAUAAGCUCGUCUGCGUAGAGGAAUUUUAACGAUGGAGGGAAGAAAAGAUAAGAUGUGAAGUAUCUUAGUUGUUCCCUUUCUUCCCUCCAACCGUGUCCGUUUGUCCACUUACCUUACCUCCCCUCCCACUGAGCGGCUGCUGGUCUCGUGUGGAUCAGUAGAAUUUGACUCGGGUUUGGCCAGCUUGUACAUCAAACAUAUGCAUAACGAUAAAAAACAUUCUUUAAAAGAAAAAUAUCUAACUAGCGUAGUAUAGAACACAUUCCUCGUACAAUACGCUAGCGAUAAGCACUAAGCAAAGUUUUCUGGUUGUCACAAACCUCAAAAAAAGGUAAAAGCGCACUGAUUAGCCGAAGGCCCAAAUGGCCGGAACUUAUCCCGGUUUCCUUACCAUGAAGCAUGCCUAAGAGUAUUGCUACUCCCCCCUGGACGGGAUGCUAGUCCAUCUCAGGGUUACCCUUCACCUCCAGCAGUAUGUCGCUGGUACCCAUUUGUGGGUGAAGAGAGACCAAGUGGAGUUAAGUUCCUUGUCUAAGGAAACAACGUGACGGGCGAGGCUUGAACUCCGGACCUCCAGAUCCGGAAUUCGAGGUGGUAACCGCUCGGCCACACGCGCCUCCAAAGAAAGCUACCAAGUGUCAAGGGUUAUUUUCUGAUCACAUCGAUCCUCCCGGAUUUACACGGCGCACCUUUGUCGUAUGCGAUGUGCGAUUGUAAUACGGCGACACGAGUAUCGUGUAAAUUAAACCUACAACUGACUUGCUCGAUAUACUGCUAAUCUUAUGUUUUCAAUUUGGUGGCAGGUUUUUAACGGAAACAAAGACAACAAUGCAGUGGUUAUCAACAGCAUUUUAUACCCCUUUGAAGCGAGAUUUCUGCGAUUUCUACCGCAGUCGUGGAAAAACAGUAUCGCUUUGAGGGUAGAAGUUUACGGAGAAGCUGUAGGUGAGCAUCGCGUUUAUCGGCUUAAAGUUCUUUUUUACCCUGCUUUUGUAACGCUAGCCCACUUGACAGAAACGCAUACCUGAUCUGUUUGCAAAAGGUCCUUACAAAUGUAAGUUACGCAUGUGUUAUGCUUGUUUUCAAAAGGCGUCUUACUCAAAAAUUUCCUCCACUGAGCUGUGUUUGGAGGUGAUGAACUUUGUUUCUAUCCGUUAGAGGAAUAAAACACUAAAAUUUUUUAUUGACAGGUAAUUAGGCUAUUCUUACGAUGAAGUCGUUUGACUUCAGUUCGUUUUUGCUUUCCUAUAUAAACUCGUCAAUCCCGCCGAGGUUUAAGAAACAAUACCUAAUUUGCACAAGAAAAGAACAAACUGAAGGAUUCUGGUAGUUUUAGUAAAUGACGUCAUCGUACAAUUGUCCUAUUAAAUCUUGUGCUUCAAAGUAGGAAAAUUCUGUUUAUAGGCUGAGGAGUACGAUUUAAAAGAACUUAGUUUAUGAGUGUAAUUACACAGGGGAGAAAGAGUCUUACAAAAGUUUAAUUCAAGGAGUCUCUACCUCCUUGAGAAGGCUGAGGGAUGAAAAGAGAGAAUACUGCAUGUUUUUCUUACGUCUCUUUUUCAUGCCUGAAUGAGAUAAAGAGUGCUCACCAGGCAAUAAAUGCUGCAGUAAAUUAAAGAAGUCAAAAGUCUGUCAUAAUUUGAGUUAAAUGACAACCAGUAACUUCACUGUGUUCAUAACCUUUUUUUCAAGAAUGCGAUCUAACGAGCGUAACACCGCCCCCGACAUCAAUAUUCACCGAAACCGAGGAGGGCCUAAGAGAGCAUGAAACGAUCGUGGAGGAGAAAGAAGAGGAGGAAGUUGAGCAGUUUGUGUGUGGAACUGAAGAAGAGGUUGAUGAGCAAGAUGUUUGGGAGGAAGAUACUGUUGUUUCUGUUGUGGAGACUGCUUCACAGAUUCAAAGUAAAGGUAUGAGCAAAGCAAUGUGUCAAACUCAGUUCUAGCCUGUUUCAAGUACAUCGAGAACGAGUACGUGAAGACCGCAUGGGGAGCUGGGAAAAGACGGUGAAGUGGAGCCUGUAAACGUUGUUUUCAAUACUUCACUCCUGGUAUACCCUAUCAUUGGUCAAUUUUUACAGUUAACGUCAACGCUGACGUCAAUCACUUCGCGCUUCACGCGCACAGAGUCAACCGAACAUGAAGAGUGUGAAAUCCUCCUGUACUGCACAUUUUGAACGAUCCCCCUUUGUAAAUCGUUCUUGGACCGCCAGCUACUGGGUGAAAACUUGUAAAACGAGGAAAAAACAAAUGGGAACUUGAUUUGACGCAAAUCAUAUUGUGUUAUACGUUCAUUUAAACUUGCUAAGUUAUUAAUCGGAGUAUAGUACGCCGUGUUGUAGUGGCCCAGAUGGAAGAAGUUUAAAUACUGUUUAAUUAGAGGGAUUACCCCUCCCUCGGAGUUUUGCAGGCUUAUCUUAAGGUCUUUACUGCUUUUGUUAACGAGAUACACGUGAUUGGUGGAAGAAAAAACGAGUCUGGGAUUUUAUCUGAAGAGAGUUUUAUUUUCUGUCGUGAGUUAACGUACCCUUUGUGACUAAUUUGUUAGUUGCAGUGGUGUCUCAAAGUACUUCAUCAAUGGUCGGUCUUACAGUCCAAGGAGAAAAGGUUUGUUUUUAAGUUAUUAAUAACAACUGAAGAUGGUCACCCAAUUUUAGUGGGGCAUUGUGUUCAAUAGAAUCCGUGGUCUGGGCCAUUUAAAAUUUGGGUAACUUCAGUGACGCGUAGGUUAAUUACGCGCUAUAGGAAACAUUGCUUUCGACCAAAUAUAGGUUAAAUUUUUGUUUGAAAAAGUUGAAUUACUUACAUUGAAGUAGUCUUUUGUCCUUUCUGGUCAGUUCUUCCACAAUGUGAGUAAUUCAACUUUAUUAAACAAAAAUGUACGCUUUAUUUUGUCGAAACCCAUGUUUCCUAUAGCCUAUGGGUUCACUGGAGGCAAUAUCAUGAUGUACAGAUCAUGCAUGCUUGGAAUCGUUGUCUGUUGAAAAGGGCAAAUUGUUCUCGGUUGAAGAGUUUAUCAGUUGUCUUGGACAAUUUAAAAGUCUCAAUAGUCACCACAAUCGAAAUUAUUCUGAUAAUCGAGAGAAUCGGGAAACUUGAUCACGUAGCACAAUUUUUUUGCUUGUUUACUGUUCAUUUUAUUGAGCACUCAAAAAAUUGUGGUUUUAUUUUCAUCCAUAAGAAGUAUUUUGGACAGUUUUUAUCUGCUCAUUUCCUUAUUUGAGAAAUUGUAAACUUAAAUCUGACAUUGUGUUUGCUGUAAACGUGAUUCUAAGUCUCUCUACUCGAACUUUUGUUAUCCGUGAUGUUGAGCGUUUGAUUAAAUUUCAAAGCUCUAAAUUAGGCCCGAGUCAAACGUCGAACUCCACAUGAGCCGAAUUUAAUGCUAAUAAGCAAAACCAAUGGAUUUUGCUCAUUGGUAUUAGAUUUGAUACAUACAAAGUUCGUCGUUUGACUAGGUACCGAGCACAUAUUUGAGGCUGGCAACUUCUGGUAUGAUUAGACACUCUUGAACAGACAAGUUACUCAUUAUUUAAACCCGCAAAACCUAAAUGCGUAAUAAUCGUUUAGGUUCUUCCUUAAUGGUUCAUCAUAUUGCAAAGAAUCAUUGAGCGUCAUCUAUGUCGUUUUAGGACUGAUGGGAUAUUGAAAAGCAAUGUCACGUGGUUUCUCAGGGGCAGUUUUUUUAUUCUAGGCAAAGAAAAAUGAAAAAAAUAUAAAAAUAUAUGUAUAUUUUGCAAAACUUAACUCGUCGUCUCGCUUUGAGAGGAUAGACAAACUCGACCGCGAUGACUUGUACUGCCAAAUUUUGUCACUUGUUUGCACCCCCCCCCCCACCCCCCCACCACUGAAAUACCAUGUGACAUUGUUUUUAUCCCAUCAAUGCUAAAGCGCGUGCAAAGAUGGCGGGUAUCGUGAAUAGGGUUUAUUCACAGAAAGUUUUUUAAGGUGAUUGUAAUGCCUUUUUUUUUCGAUAGCAAUCUGAAACUUCGAAAGCUAAGCGAAAGUCCAAGAAAUCAAAGCAAGACAAGUCAGAAGAAAACGAAGAAAAAAAGAAAAAGAAGAAGAAGAAGAAAAUUAAAGAAAAGAAGACAAAGCAAUCCCUCGUUACCAGUGUCGCUCUGUUGGAGGAAAUCGAGGAAGAAGGUGAAGCCUCGUCUCAGGAAGAACAAGAAGAAGAAGAAGAAGAAGAAGCAGAGACACAAAUCAAGUCACCCUCCCUCCCUGAAAUCCCUAAGAGACCAGGUAUGCCUUGUACUCUCCGUGCUACCGUCCAGAGCCAAGGAUUACUUUUUAGUCUAAACUUGUGCAAACUGGGUCUUCACGUUGCGUCUCUCAUUUUUGGGAUCUUAAGAAAGGACGACGGCGAAGGCCAACUUUCCUGGAGAGUUGAUGUUUUGCGAUUUAAAGCUUUUUUUUUUUUUUUCGUUCACUGUGUCUUAGUUGUCGGUCAAAAAAAUCACUUGAUUGCAAAAAUGUGUUAUUUGAUUAAGUCACCAUGUCAAACAAAUAGUGUGCACUUUAUUCUAUACAGAAGAAAACCGAGGCGGCUUAUCACAUAAACUUUUGUCAUUAGUUUACGGCUUAGUAACUUGAUUGAAGAUAAAAAACAAGCAGCGGAGAUAAACGUGGUAAACCAGCGCCAAGUUUAGUAUGAAAAGUUGAUUGACCGAAGUGUUUAUCAUCGCUAUCCGUGUUUUAUUUGGUUCGUACUUUUUAAAUAACUCUUUCUACGCAAAGUUUAUAAGAUAGUUGUUUUAGUGAUCACCCUUACGAAGCUCCGUUUUCUGAAAUUCCUACAGAUGGACCUGUCAAUGGUAGCUCUUGAAAUAAUAACUACCACGCAGGCCUCCUUUAAAUGGAGAAAAGUUGUUCUGGGUAGAAGGGCUACUUUCCUACCCGAGCUACUCUGGACGAACCAACUUUUCAUACAUUUUCUUACAAAACUUGACGACUCGUUAACAUGAAAAACAAAACGUUGGCUCAACUAAGAAGGAUGACCCGUCUAUCGCGGUCAUUCACUUUUGAUGGUAGGGUCACCCUUGUAGUCUUUUCUUCAUAUAAAGCUAUUUCAAGAAAGGUUGUCGGAAAAAACUGCACGCGACAAUCUAGGCUCGAUUACCAGCCGCUGUUCGAACACCGGACCCGGGAGACGGCGGAAAUCGAGCCUAGCGACAAUCCCGAAAGAUAAUAUGGGAUAUGAUCGAUACACUGUUCCUGACACUGUAGCCCGUCGAACAUACUUUUGUUGCAUUCCUUUUGUCGCAAACAUAUGUCCAUGGCCUCUCGUGCCAUUCUUUCAAAUUUCUUUGAAGAACACUGAACUCAAAACCACCCAGAAUACCUUUCGGGAUUGUCACGUGCUUUUUUUCCGACAACCUUUCUCGAAAUAGCUGUAAAUACUUUGGCUCGCUCAGCAGGGUCAACUGGAUCAAGGCGAGACAAUCAAAGCAUGGGCGAGCGCUGCUGGCUCGGGCAAAUGGGGUCAACUUUUUUUCUCAUAUGAACGCUCGCUAAAGUUGUCUCUACUGGUAGGAUGACCCUCUUCCCCUGACAAAUUGUCUCCAUAUGAAAGGGGCUUUAAUCAAAAUUCCUCAAGCUGGUCCCUUUCCCUAGAUUCAUUAUACUACUGUAGUUACUUUCUUCAUUGGGAAAGUCUUGGUAUUGUCAUUAAUGCAUGUAACUACCUUAAAUUACGAUCACUUUCUAAAAGCCAUGAAUAAUAAAUUUUCACCAAAUCAUAAUUUGCUCUUCAGAGAGUGCAACUCGGAUACCAGCUCAACCUAAGCGAAGCUUCAGUAUGUUCCCGGUUAGAAAACCUGAAGAACCUGUUAAACCUCGCAGGCGCCGUGCACAGACCGAUGACAGUAUCCGCAAUGAAUUGUUACGUCAGCAAGUUGCUGAGGAUAGAAGAAGGAAACUCGCGGCCGCUAUGGAGAAACCAAAGAGAGAGGUUCAAGCACCGAGUCCUUUACAUGACAAUUACAGUGCACGCAAUGAAUUAGGUGAGUGGACGUUGGCUUGUGCGACAAUACUAAUGAACAAUACUAAUUAGCAACAGAUCAAGGACGUCUGUUGAGGAUGGGAAAGCGCGGGAAAAGAACUAAAAGCGACUUCCGUUGCGCAUUUUAUAAUAAUAAUAAUAAUAAUAAUAAUAAUAAUAAUAAUAAUAAUAAUGACUGUUUAUUAAGAGUCAUUGCAGCAAUAUACAGAAUGGUUGAAUUACAGAGCUGUUUACAAAACAUAUAAUACUAAAAUAUAAUACAAUAAAUCCAAUAAAUACUACAAAAAAAAAAUUGUACAAGCCACUAGGUAUACUUAUGCGUGACAAACUCUUGCGUGCUCUUGGUCCUACAGGUAGGACGCGUGGAGCGGCUAAUGCCAGAUCUAAGAUUAUAAUUAUGCACAACCUCCUCCUGUUUGGGGAGCAUAAAAUGCAAGGGGUGAUUCUCAUUCCGGAGUCUAUCAAUAUAAGCCUGGCCUAGGUGGGCGCGUCUGUCACUUAGAGUUGUUAAAUUAAGGGCAUUUAAUGCCUCGCAUUUUGUUGCUCUGCCAUUGGUCAUGCUGUUGCUGUGAUCUGCGCGCGCCUUCGUCACUGCCGUCGCGUUGUCUUUGCUAAAUCUGUCUAAUAAGUUAAUCUCACUGUGGUGUUUAUCUGUUGUAGAUGAUUUUCUGACCAAGUACUGCAUAAUAAGUGAAGGGCAAUCUAAUUAUUAUCGGCGGAUCUUCAAGACCGUAAGUCUUUAAUUUCCUACAGUAAUUUGUCUCACACGAUACGGACUUGUGUGCUUUUGUCGUCUUUAAGUGUAUGGGAACAGUGCGCCCCAAUAUUCUGGCAUAUUACGGAGCUUAAACAACAACGACGGUAACUACUACGAAAACGUCAUUCGCGCUGCUUCAAACUUUAUCGCGCCUAUUCCACCUCGGGUAACCGACCGCCUACCCCUCCCCUAAGUCACAAUUUUGCCUCAAGUGAGGAGUAAGUGUUAAUGUUGACUCAGGGGAGGGGUAGGUAGUCAGGUACCCAGAAAUAUCAACAUAUCUCCAGUGAGAUACAAAGUUGCUCGUCUCUUUCACCAUGUUUAAAAGGUCUGAGUGCGCACUUUCGUGUUUCGUUCGUUGGGAAUUUACACCAGUUCGGCUACCUGAUUUGGGUAAGUUUACGCCAAUUUUGCUUUUUGAUGUCUUAUUUUCUAAUUUUGUUUAGUUCGACGAGGAUGAGGAUGGAUUUUUGUUUCCUGAAGAAGUUUUAGAAGCCCUGGAAAGCGUCAAUUCCAAGUUACUAUCGGACUCUCAUAUCAGUUAUAUUUACCGAGUAAGUACUUUUCACGCCUUGCCUGAUGUUUCCUCCUUAGACGAUAAGAUAGAACAUUUUCAGUGUACAAACAAACUUUAUCGUGUCAAUUGUUUGUGGGAUGAUUUUAUUUGGUUUUCACAGAAACUCAUAAGGAGUGAUAAGUUUCUGGAUACUAAACCUUUCUUCGGGUGUUGUCGUGUGAUAGCAAAGAAGAGCUACUUAUGGACAGUAUCCUCUGUCUGUCGGUCUCUCUAGUAACUGUUGUAUGGUAUUUGCAGAGCAUUUUACUUCCUACAAGCUCACUGUAAAGAAUAUUAAAAUGAAAAAAAGUUUUUGAAGUUAAAACCUGCUUUUAGCAGACGGUUUUUCAUUUGAGAUAUUUCGUCAAUUCUCUGUUUCCAGUUGGUUUAAAUCAAAUCUUUGCAGUGAAAAUUGGGGUCUUUUUGUUAAAUAUUUCGCGGUUUAAAAUAUCCUUUUAAGAAUAGAUAUAAUUAAAGGAACGAAAUUUCCGAAUGUUCGUUAGUAAUAGAUAAUAAGUAUAUUUCAUAAUUUCUAGUUGUAGUUGUACUGUUUGUUACCGGUCGUUUCGAUACGAGUUUAUUCAGUCGAGUUGUAAUUAGUUUUUUUUAUAUUGAAACGACGCGUUACCAGUUGUACUUACAAUACGAAAUACGAAAUAUCAUCGAAAAAUUGCCAAAACGGCUUCUAAAUGGCUCCAGAAGGAAAUAGACCGUAAAAUGCAUCACACAAACAAGUAAGUCAGAAUUUAGGAUGUAUUUCAUUUACCCCAUUAUAUGCUCUUACAACAUUCCAAUUCAAACAGAUUUCCGCGUCUGGGCUGUUUUUGGUCAGACUAGACCUUAAUGAACUGUUACAUUUAUAUAUUACUUAAGUCUCGUUUCUUUGUUGCGGGAAUGCUACCACUUUCCAUUUCAAAGCAAAUGAAGACGUUGUUCUCUACUUUGUCUGCGAAUUUAGUAUAGUUUAUUUCCCCACUUGCAUCUUCUUUGUUGCCUUUUUGCAUCUUUUCUCCGAGGACAAAUGUUGUGAUCCCAAGCAUCUCAAUCAGCAGGGUGCAAUCAUUGCAAGGCGUUUUCGUGACAAACAAUGUAGCGCCUCUGAUUUUCUUGGUGUUUCGCAUCAGGAGCGCGUUCUGCUCGGCGUGGAUGAUGUAAGGGUAUUUCUUCUGUUGCACGUCUUUAUCCUUGUCUGAGGCUCUGGGAAACUCACCAUAAAGCGCCUUUGUAGGGAAUCCGUUCCAUCCGAGAGCCACAAUCUCCCUUUCUUCGUUCAUUAUGACUGCUCCAACUCCUUUUCUUGGAUCAUCUGUACGCUCCGCUAGGAACUUUGCCAAAGUGAUCAGGUGUGAUGCUUGCCGGCCAUCGUCAGGAUUCUCUUCCGGGUUAAAUAGCAAGUCUUUAUACUGGGAAGAGAUCUUGGAGUGGGCUUUAAAUUUGUAUCCUUUCUCCGAACCAACUAAAAUUGUGGCCAUCCAUUCCAUCAUCCCAUCAAAAUCGUCUGUGACCUGCUCUUCCAUGUUUGUGUCGAACGCAGGCCAAGGCAGAUCAAUUCUUGCUUUCUUUUUCCAUUUUUCGCCCCAAUAGGUAUUCAUAAGCUGUUCCUUUAUCUGAUCUCUGAUAUUCUGCGGAGUGUCUGGAUAUUUUUUCUCCGUAUUCGCGAGCACUUCUUUUCCAGCUCUGGGUACAAACACAGUCUGACCGAUUGGACUCACUUUAAACAAGCUAUCGACGCGUUGCAUUUCGGCUUCACGAUCCUUUCGGUCAAUGUAUUCUGGUUCAAUCGGGAAGUAAAAGACCCUCUUGAUUUGAGACUGAACCAGAAGCUUUGUGCAUAAGGAGCAUGGCUUUCUAGAAACAAAGACUUUGCAAUCUUGUAGAACAUCAGGAUGGGCCAUUAAUAGUCGAGCUACGCCAUGGACGCCGUUUCUUGAACAGUCCACUGCAUAGAUCAUAUCAUUGGGCAACACAAGCACCGCUCCAACAUUUUUAAACGAACCAUCUGAGUUAGCUUCGUCAGAACCAAGAGGAAACAUUUCCAUCCAAAGAGCAAGGACCAUGUAGAGGUUCUCUUUUGUAAUCCUUAAAUCGCGAUCAGCGUACGAAAGUAGAUUGCCUUGUGAAGGCAUUGGAGUGUUGUUCUUAGCCGCCAUCUUCCUCGUUGACCUUUAAAAUGCAAAGAGACGCUGUAAAAAAGACAAUACCAAGAGCGAUAAUAGAACAGCUGAUUCAUUGUCUCCAAUGUAAACAUUGGUACGGAUCACUGACUACUGCUGUGACACGAUCUUGAAAAGAGGGUCUCAUUAGGGAUAGGGGGGAGCUUUGACGGUAAAUUUUUUCGAUUUUGAUACCCUGCGAGCAGAGGUUUCUCUCGCAUGGCUUUUAGCGUUUACGAAGUCGUUCGCGUGGCUUGUCUGUCGCGUAGUUGGUUUGUUAGAAACGGGGCGUAAACAAACCAGUUACGCGACAGACGAGCACGCGAACGACUUCUUAAACGCUAAAAGCCAUGCAAGAGAGAAACCUCUGCUCGCAGGGUACGAUUUUGAAGGUUAGUGGUGAAUUGUUUGGGCUUUUGACGGUUUUAACGGUUAUCUAGAGGAAAUUUAUUCUAAGAAUUUAAAUAAAUAUUAACUUCUCGCAGGUAUUGUUUUUACUGUGGUUGUAUUGGCCUUUUGAUUCAAUAUUCUCUCUUGCGUCACUUCCGAGUUUCUCUGGUUUUUAUCCUCAUUUUGUUUUUCUUUAGUCAUCUAUUUGAAGGAUGUUUUUGGACACUUUUAACUUUCUUUUUUUUUGCUGUUGUCACCCCUUCUUUCCACAUUUUCUACCAUUUGACCUUACUUUUCAAACAUUUUUUACCCGGAUAACUCGACCUUUUAUAACUCGAAUUCUUCGCUUACUCGCACUAAAUUUCCUUUCCCUUGAUCAAAAUGUCACAGACAUUUACCCCGAUAACUCGAAUUUAGAACUCCACUCGGAUGCAUCCAUCAGCCCCUUUUUUUGUAUAAUCUAAAAAACAAUAAAACUAACACUACGAUUUGAUUUUAAUUGGUGCAAUUAUGUUACCCUUUCUGAUGAAAUAAGUUAAAUUUGCUCUGUACCGGUAUACGCAGAAGGUUUUAAAAAAUCAAUAGCUAUCAAUUAUUAAGAAGGCAAACAGAAUGUUUCGUCGACCCCGUUAACUCGAACCCUCUGUAACUCAAACUGGAUUUUGUUUCCCUUCAGAGUUCGAGUUACUGGGGUUCUACUGGUACCUCGACACCUUUAUCCCAACAUGUUCCAUUUUGUUUUUUAGGUUCUAGAACUCUGUGACUGCAGUCUGGACGCUGGAGCAGAUUUCAAGUUGUUUUCUGUUGUUGCUGCAUUUUCUCAACGCGUGGCAGUUUUAGAGUACGUCAAGUUUACGGAGAUUUAUCAUUUACCGUAAAUUUCUCUCAUUUAUUUCACUAAUGUGAUUCAUUACCUUUCUUAACAGUGAGUUUGCAAAAAUCCUUUUAGCCAAGUUGGAUUUCAGAGAGCUUGACUUCAAGCUGCAAAAAUCAAAGGUAAUUGAAGUUCGAGAGGAUUUGUUUGUUAGAGUUAUAACUUUGAGUCUAAUACCAGUUCAUACAGUCCGUACUUUUGCGUGGUCAAGGACGCGGGAAUUAACCACGGGCGUGUGAGACUCGAGCGCUUCUCGCUUGUGAGAUUCUAACGUUCCGCUGGCGCCUUGCGCCUUGAAAAAGCGAUUUUGAGAAAAAACCGACUGUUUUGCAGUGUAGUUAAGACUAUUCUAGUUUACUAGUAUAAAGGUUCAGGAUUUAACCCGUUUAAAAUAUUGUUACUGUAGGCUGGCCUUGAAAAAUAGUGUGUCGACUUAAUCGAGUCGUUUUUUUUAACAAAUAGCUUAGACUGUCUUGUUCUGGCCCCGGUUGCUCCAACGUUGGAUAGUGCUGUCCACUGGAUAAAUCACUUUCCGACAAAUAAGUAUUAUGGAAAUCGACUGCGUUAUCCAAUGGAUAGAGAUUUAUCAGGUAGAUAGCGUUAUCCACCUUUUGAGCAACUGGGGGGGGGGGGGGAAGGGGAGGGGUAGAAAUGUUAGCAACCCCCGUCCCCCUUCCCCCCAAAAAGUGGAUUAUAAUGCCUACUACUCUUCAUAACACACUGUACGUCUCUUCAUUAUUUUAGCGGCUCUUCUUAUGCUAUGUUGACGAAGCCAAGAAGACCAUUUCGCUUGAGGAACUUAUGCUUGGGCUUACGGCUGGAGGUUUAUCAGCGGAACAAAGAGAACAAACAUUGAAAGUCCUCGGCAGGACAACUGCUUUAGACUUCCUGGACUUCUUAACUUAUAUCCCACUUUUUAUUCACAUCCACGAUCACAUUCUACAAGAUCCCCUCGGGACUGUAGUUUACCCAGACGUGUUGGCAGUAUAGAGGUAAACGUCUUUGGAAAAUCUUCGUAGAGAGGCGAGGAGCUUCUGAUUCAAUAAAUGGCCCGAUGGAAAAUCCCAACGGGAUACCCGUUUUCGGAACCGAACUUGGGAAAACCAUCGUGGAGGUAGCUGAGCUUGCGAUAACAUCGCCCAACGGAGAUGGAGCCAGGUCCUAUAGCCAAACUC
Messenger RNA from Porites evermanni, 22432 nucleotides. The record is from the annotation of a GenBank genome assembly. Lineage: Eukaryota; Metazoa; Cnidaria; Anthozoa; Scleractinia; Poritidae.